AAGUCAUAAAUUGCCAUCGUUUUUAAGUCCAGCAUAAGUUCGUAAUUUGAUUUUCUGGUGAAUAAAGUGUAUUUUUCAGCCAUUGAAGUUGCCUCAUAGCUCAACUUCAAAACCCCCCCUUCCUCUUUCCCGUUGCGAAAUGGUAUCAUCAGUUUUCUCAGCGUCCCCGAGUUUCUCUAUCGCUUUUCGUACCAGAGCAUCUUCCGUUCCAUUGUUUCCUCACAGAAGUUCAACCAAGUCAGUAGUUUCCGCCUUGGGAGAUCCAUACAAUGUUGCUUCUAGAACUGGAUUAUCCAGAAGAAAUUGCAGGUUACCAUUAAAGCUUGAGGAGCAGGAUCGCCAUGCUAGAAAUUUGAGCUAUGGUACAAUAGAAGCCAAAGGAGCGAAUCCUCCAAUUAUGCCAGCUGUUAUAACGCCUGGAGGGCCUUUGGAUCUUUCAUCUGUGUUAUUCAGGAAUCGCAUAAUCUUUAUUGGGCAACCAAUCAACUCACAAGUGGCUCAGCGGGUUAUAUCACAGCUUGUAACUCUGGCAACCAUUGAUGAAAAUGCAGAUAUUCUGGUUUAUCUGAAUUGCCCUGGAGGAAGCACCUAUUCUGUGUUGGCAAUUUAUGAUUGCAUGUCUUGGAUAAAGCCUAAGGUUGGCACCAUAUGUUUUGGAGUAGCUGCAAGUCAAGGAGCACUUCUUCUUGCUGGUGGUGAAAAGGGAAUGCGUUAUGCAAUGCCAAAUGCGCGUAUUAUGAUACAUCAACCACAGAGUGGAUGUGGGGGCCAUGUGGAAGAUGUGAAGCGCCAGGUGAAUGAAGCAGUUCAAUCUCGGCAUAAAAUUGACAAAAUGUAUGCUGCUUUUACUGGCCAACCUGUGGAGAAAGUGCAACAAUACACAGAAAGGGACCGCUUCCUGUCUGUUUCUGAGGCUAUUGAAUUUGGUCUCAUAGAUGGAGCGUUGGAAACAGAAUACUGAAUUCAAAACAUUCACAGGAGAUUUGAAGAUACCAUUCUCUUACAUCCUUCAUUAUCCAAACAUGUAAUGUUACACAAAAAUGUUUUGGCAGGUGGCCUCCAUUUGUAUGCUAGUUAUUUUGUGGUCACCAUUGUAGAUUUUUUUUUUUUUUUUGAAAGUUGUUUUCCUUUUUGUAAUGUUGUGGACGAUGUUAGAAACUUGGUGGCUCAAUUUCUGGUAAAUUUGGCGGAGUAUAAAAUGUGAAUUUUUUUUUUCUCUUUU
Malania oleifera is the source of this 1222-nucleotide messenger RNA. Its product is annotated as ATP-dependent Clp protease proteolytic subunit 6, chloroplastic. The record is from RefSeq and is a predicted model, not a curated record. Gene Ontology annotation, cellular component: endopeptidase Clp complex. Bases 140 to 961 code for a protein of 273 amino acids. The transcript has 9 exons. Gene Ontology annotation, biological process: protein quality control for misfolded or incompletely synthesized proteins. Gene Ontology annotation, molecular function: serine-type endopeptidase activity; ATP-dependent peptidase activity; ATPase binding. Lineage: Eukaryota; Viridiplantae; Streptophyta; Magnoliopsida; Santalales; Ximeniaceae.